AUGGUGUUAUUGUUCCAUUUCGACCCACCUCGUGUCUCUGCCGUCCCCUCAGCAAGCGUAUACCGUAGAACCUCGUCGCCUUGCUCAACUCACUCGGAAGACGUUCUGCGCGCGAAUCGCCGCGGACUCAGCACCCGUCAACCUACGGACGCAGCGACGAAAAGCUCGUUGCCCGGCUGCGGAAGCGCCUUGUUCGGCGCGGAAAGCGCCGGUGUGUGUACUAAACACGUUCAGCUGCAUACUGAAAUUUCCUCCCACUACACAAAUCGUCUCUACGCUCUCUGCAUGAGAGAGAAGCGCUACUGGGGGGCAGCGCAUGGGCUGGCAGGCAUUGCCCACACGCUGCUGCUGGGGGCGGGGCACGUGGGGCAGGUCGGGCAGGUGGGACGAGUGGGCGAGGUAGCAGCAGCAGACGCGGAGAAGGAGGAAGUGGAAGAAGGCAGGGAGGCAGCUGCGGAAGGGGGAGGGGAGGCAGGGGAAGAAGGGAGCAGAGAGGCGGUUGCUGCAUUGGAGUGGAUGGUGGCUGGCAGGCUGCCGAGCGGCAACUACCCCUCCAGUGACGAGAAACGCCUUGCUGCUGCCGCUGCCACUGCUGGGGGAGGUGGGGCUGGGGGGGAUGCAGGCAGGGCGGCAGCAGGAGGGGCGGACAGGCUGGUGCAGUGGUGCCACGGCGCUCCUGGUGUGGCCAUGGCGCUCGCCCACGCUGCUACGUGGUGCCAGAGGGCUCCUGGUGUGGCCAUGGCGCUUGCCCAUGCUGCUACGUGUGCAUGUGAGCUGCGGUGCUGCAGUGGGCUUCCUGCUGUGCACUGCUUGCUACUGGUUCCACCGUGUGACGAUUGCAUGACUCGCUGCUUUCUGCUUCCACUUAAUGGCUCUGCUGUCAACCACUCUGUGCAUUCAUUCAGCACCUUUGUACUCACUGCUUCUCCAUCUCUGUCCUGCCAUGCGCAUGCCCCGUUUCCUACCCCUACACUGCAUCAGUCACACCCGAACAGGCUGCACCUGCUGCCAGCAGCGGUGGCAGCGGGCGAGGUGGUGUGGCAUGGCAGCGUUAUCAUCUCUCUUUGCAUGCCCUCUCCCGCCCCACCCCGCCCCACCCCGCCCCUGCACCAGUCACACCUGAGCAAGCAUCACCUGCUGGCAGCAGCGGUGGCAGCAGGCGAGGUGGCAUGGCAGCGGGGUCUGCUGCGCAAGAUGGGGCUGUGCCAUGGCAUCGCUGGUAACGCCUACGCCUUCCUCUCCCUCCACCGUGCCACCUCCGCUCUCCACGCCACCAGCCACAGGGAAACUGGCAGCCUGCAGGAAACCACCACUCCAGCUCUACCCCCUCCCAGCGUGCACCUGCACCGAGCGCGUGCGUUUGCCGCCUUCCUGCUGGCCCACCGCCCGCGCCUCGCAGGUGCCGCCCUGCUGCACUGCGGCGAACGCCCCGUCUCGCUCAUGGAGGGCCUGGGCGGCGUUGCUUGUCUCUUCCUGGACCUGGCCCGGCCUGUCGACGCACGAUUCCUAGGGUUUGAGCUGUGA
Molecule: messenger RNA, 1524 nt
Organism: Closterium sp. Yama58-4
Lineage: Eukaryota; Viridiplantae; Streptophyta; Zygnematophyceae; Desmidiales; Closteriaceae
Source: the annotation of a GenBank genome assembly